Messenger RNA from Fraxinus pennsylvanica, 861 nucleotides. The record is from the annotation of a GenBank genome assembly. Lineage: Eukaryota; Viridiplantae; Streptophyta; Magnoliopsida; Lamiales; Oleaceae.
AUGCAGAAAUUUAUGAUGCUGAUUCUGAUUAUGUUCUUCUUGUCUAUUUCUUCAGUGAAUUCUGAUCCACCUGCAGUUCCUGCAUUGUACGUUUUUGGCGAUUCUUUGUUCGACAAUGGAAAUAAUAAUCUUUUACCAACUCUAGCCAAGGCUGAUUUUUCUCCCUAUGGUAUGAAUUUUGAUGGAGGCGCCACCGGAAGAUUUACCAAUGGAAAAACUAUUCCUGAUUUAAUUGCUGAGUUUCUUGGAUUGCCAUUUUCACCACCAUAUUUGAGUAUAAGAGCAUCACCAAAGUUGACAGGGUUAAAUUUUGCGUCUGGAUCCUGUGGCAUUCUUCCUGAGACUGGAAAUUUUUUGGGUAAAUGCUUGAAUUUUGCUGAGCAAAUUGACUCGUUCAACAAUACAAGUAAACAAGAAUUGCCCAAGCACUACAAAACCUCGUCCGAGGUUUCAGAUUAUUUGUCAAAAUCAAUAUUUGUGAUUACUAUCGGCAGCAAUGACUACAUCAACAACUAUCUUGAACCAGGAUUAUAUGACACAAGUAAACAUUACGAUCCUCAAUCUUUCGCCAGACUUCUCGUUGGAAACUUAUCCCUACAAUUUCAGAGACUAUACAAAUUAGGAGCAAGAAAAAUAAUAAUGUUUGAAAUUGGACCCAUUGGGUGCAUCCCAUCAGUUACAAGGCAAUUUAAUCACAGUGGACAAUGCGUCGAGGAUGUUAACCAGCUUGCAGUAAUCUUUAACAACGAGCUAGCCACCAUGCAUAAGGAUUUGACAUCACCUUUGAAAGCCUCAGAAGUUAUACUUGGCCAGGGUCACAUGCUUGGCUAUGAUGCACAACGAGCUAGCCACCAUGCUUAA